Penicillium malachiteum is the source of this 1077-nucleotide messenger RNA. RefSeq names its product class I SAM-dependent methyltransferase. The transcript is spliced from 11 exons. NCBI's taxonomy places the organism in Eukaryota, Fungi, Ascomycota, Eurotiomycetes, Eurotiales, Aspergillaceae. The record is from RefSeq and is a predicted model, not a curated record. Gene Ontology annotation, molecular function: methyltransferase activity. Bases 1 to 1077 code for a protein of 358 amino acids.
AUGGCUGGAAAAGCGGAAGAGAUUGCGGUGGACCCGGAUCUAUACUCUAUGGCCGCUGGUUAUGCCGUAGAUGACUUUCAAUCGGAAACCACUUCUAUUGCAUCAAAUAUUGCACGAGGACGUCUUGAAAAUGGCCGAAGAUAUCAAGCAAUUAAGGAAGAUGAUUACUGGGGUCCGUCUGAUGAUCAACAAUUCGAGGCAUUCGAGAUUUGCCAUCUGGUCUUCCUUGUGGUAGACCACAACGAGCCGAAUCCCCUUUUCCAUGCCCCAAUUACGGAAACGCCCAAGAACAUUCUGGACAUUGGAACUGGUAAAGGCAGUUGGGCGAUCGAUGUUGCCGACAUGUAUCCAACAGCCACCGUCCGUGGAGUGGAUAUCUUCCCUCCACCAGUAACAUGGAUGCCACCAAACUGCGUCUUCGAGGUUGACGACGUAAAUCGCGAAUGGACAUGGAGAGAGCCAUUCGACUUUAUUCACCUGCGUCUCAUGUACGGUGCAUUCGACCCUGAAGGAUGGGACCGUCUCUACCAACAGGCCUAUGAUGCCCUCGAGCCUGGUGGCUGGAUUGAACAAAUGGAACUAGACGUCCGACUAUACAGCGAGGACGGCUCCCUAAAACCAGAGCAUCAGCUCCACGGCUGGGGUCCAUUGUUCAUCCGUUGCUCCGAGCGAGCAGGACGUUCACUCCGAACCCACGAAACGAUGCGCGACGCAAUCAAGAAAGCCGGAUUCGUCGAUGUCCACGAGAAGAAAUACAAGAUUCCUAUUGGACCCUGGGCCAAGGAUAAGUUGCUGAAGGAGGCCGGUCACCUCCAGUAUGCACACUGGAACACUGGUCUUGAAGGAUGGGCGAUGUGGCUUCUUACUCACUUUGGAGAGCCAAAGCCGUGGACCAAGGAAGAGGUCCAGGUAUUCCUGGCUAAAGUGCGAUCGGAGUUGAAGAACCCGGCUAUUCAUGCUUUUGAGCCUGGACGACGUGUGUGGGCUAGAAAGCCUACUCGAGAGGAAAUGGCUGCUAAGGCUGCUAAGGAGGCCAAGGAGAAGGAGGUCCCGAUCAAGGCUGAGCCUUCGACUUAA